UCUACCUUCGUUGGGAACAAUUUCUCAACAAUUAUAGGUACAUAGGUGAAAUCCGUGUUCCCAGAUGGAUUCAUUUUACUCCUUGGGAUGAAAUUGAAUUCCAUGGAUUUUGUGAUGCCUCGAAAAAGGCAUACGCCGCAGCGGUAUACGUGAAAAUACGGGAACGUAAUUCCGAUAGCGUGGCGUACAUUAACUUAUUGGUAGGUAAAACGAAGGUAGCGCCUGUGAAAACUAUCUCGCUACCUCGGUUAGAAUUGUGUGGCGCAUUACUUCUGUCUGAAUUAAUUAACACGUUGCUCCCACAACUGGAAAUAUCUCAACCAAUGGUGUAUAAGUGGACCGACUCGACCGUUGUGCUUUCGUGGCUGAAGAAGCCACCGUGCUCCUGGACAACGUUCGUGGCAAACAGAGUCGCCAAGAUUGAAGAAUUAGUAGGAAGCUCAGGAUGGAAUCACGUAAAUUCAGCUGACAACCCCGCUGAUCUUGGCAGUCGCGGAGCUUCACCUCAAGAACUAGCCAGAAGCACUCUCUGGUGGCAUGGACCAAACUGGUUGACCAAGGAACAAUCUCAAUGGCCACUUCCCGAGAAGGACAUUGUCUUUAAUACGGAGUUAGAGCAAAAGACAACGCGAGUACAUGCAACCAGCGUCCAAGACCACGAAGAUAUUUUAGAUAGGUUCUCAGAUUUCAGAUUUCUCCAGAGCACUGCGCGUAGUAACAAGAAUUUUCAGGUUUUAUAAACGCGCGCACUCGACGCACCAAGAAACAGUGACGGAGAAUCAAAACGAGUUAACCACGGAAGAAAUUCGAGGAGCCAAAGCACGACUUAUUAUCCUAGCGCAAAAACACAGCUACUCGGAUGAAUACCAGGCUCUGAGCAAGUCAGCUCCCGUCAGCGCAAAAAGUGCUCUAAAAACUCUAAGCCCAUUUCUCGAUAAAAAUGGGAUUAUGAGAGUUGGAGGAAGACUUGCGCCGUCGAAUCUGUCAUAUAGCCAGCGUUUUCCCAUCAUUCUACCCUACAGUUGCCAAUUCUCUAGACUGCUCGUAAAAUUCUCCCAUUUGAUUUCGCUGCACGGAGGAAACCAAUUAAUGGUGAGACUGUUGAGAUCAGAGUUUUGGAUCGUCAGGAUGAAAAACCUUGUAAAAAAUAUUGUUAACAAUUGUAUAGUUUGUAUCAUUUACAGGAAGAAAACGCGAGUACAAAUAAUGGCAGCCUUACCUCCAGAACGCACAGAGCUAACCAGACCAUUCGCAAACACGGGCAUCGAUUUCACCGGCCCGUUCGACAUUCGUAACUUUACCGGACGAGCCUGCCUAAUUACUAAAGGCUACGUCUUCGUCUUCGUAUGUUUUGCAAAAAAGGCUAUCCACUUAGAAGCCACGAGCGAUUUGUCUACCUCAACCUUCAUAGCCGCCUUGAAUCGAUUCGUAGCUCGGCGUGGAUGCCCACGCAAUAUAUAUUCCGAUAAUGGCACGAAUUUCGUGGGGGCUAACAAAAUGAUAAAGCAGGAUUUUGAGAACUUCGUCAAAUCGGCAUCCCAUCUGGCUAUUCAAUCCUUCGCCCACCAGGAGUUGAGCUGGCACUUCAUACCUCCCGGUGCACCCCAUAUGGGAGGAUUAUGGGAAGCCGGAGUAAAAAGUUUCAAAACACAUUUCAGGAAGGUAUCGGAAUCAAUGCGAUUCACGAUGGAGGAGUUUUCAACCCUGUUAGCCAAAAUCGAAGCUUGUCUAAACUUAAGACCGAUUAGCCCGCUUUCAGACGACCCCGACACAUUGGAACCACUCACCCCAGGACACUUUUUGGUCGGAAGCCCGCUACUCGCAAUGGCUGAACCGGAGACAGUCGGCAACCCGAUAUCGAUCGUCAACCGCUGGCAGAAGAUAAAAGCAAUUCACUAAGGAUUCUGUGGUCGUUGGAAAGCAGAAUACCUUAAAGAAUUGCAGAAACGCGUGAAUGGCAAUCACCCCAACGAAACCUCGAAGUGGAUGACUUCGUAGUUAUCUAAGAAGAAGAUAACUCACCCCCAAACGAAUGGCGGCUCGGCAGAGUCAGUCGAGUUUUUUUAGGUUCAGACAAUCGAGUUCGAGUUGCAGAAGUCCGAACGGAACGCGGAAUAAUCACCAGGCCAAUCAAUUCCACCCAACAGUCAAAAUGGUACGAGUCCAACCAAAAAAUCACCAAAAUAAGAAGGCGACGAACAGAUGCCCCGUAUGUAGUCAUAACCACCGACUAGUAUUUUGUCGGGAGCUGCGUCGCACGGAAGCAGCCGAGAGACCUCGAGCCGUCCUCGUGCACCACCAUUGCGCCAAUUGUUUAUCCCCCCAUCACAUGGCGAA
Molecule: messenger RNA, 2337 nt
Organism: Ceratitis capitata (Mediterranean fruit fly)
Lineage: Eukaryota; Metazoa; Arthropoda; Insecta; Diptera; Tephritidae
Exons: 2
Coding region: 949-1899 (316 amino acids)
Biological process (GO): DNA integration
Molecular function (GO): nucleic acid binding
Source: RefSeq, a predicted model, not a curated record